Molecule: messenger RNA, 1540 nt
Organism: Pneumocystis carinii B80
Lineage: Eukaryota; Fungi; Ascomycota; Pneumocystomycetes; Pneumocystales; Pneumocystaceae
Exons: 6
Coding region: 40-1500 (486 amino acids)
Biological process (GO): protein peptidyl-prolyl isomerization; protein folding
Cellular component (GO): catalytic step 2 spliceosome
Molecular function (GO): peptidyl-prolyl cis-trans isomerase activity
Source: RefSeq, a predicted model, not a curated record
CAAUUUUUAAUCUUAAAGUUAUUCGACAUCAGAGAAAUUAUGCAAGUUUAUAAUCAAGAGCCAUAUACUAAUGGUAAAGUUCGUCUUAAUACAACUAAAGGUGAAAUAGAAAUUGAAUUAUGGGGUAAAGAAACACCAAAAGCAUCUAGAAACUUUAUUCAGCUAUGCAUGGAAGGAUAUUAUAAUAACACUAUUUUUCAUAGACUUGUUUCUGGUUUUAUUAUUCAGGGAGGAGACCCUACAGGCACAGGUAUGGGUGGUCAAUCUAUAUGGGAUGAGCCUUUUUCUGAUGAGUUUCACUCUCGUUUAAGAUAUAAUAGAAGAGGACUUGUUGGAAUGGCUAAUACUAGUAAAAAUGAUAAUGGUUCUCAGUUUUUUAUUACAUUGGCACCCACACCUGAACUACAGGGGAAGAACACUCUUUUUGGAAGGAUUGUUGGAAAUUCUAUAUAUAAUGUAUUAAGGAUGGCAGAAUUAGAGACGGAUAAAAAUGAAAGGCCUUUAUAUCCUCCAAAAAUUCUUUCUACAGAAGUUCUAUUAAAUCCAUUUGAUGAUAUUAUUCUUAGGACAACUGAAGGGGAUAGACAGAAACGGAUAGAAUUACUUGUAUCAUCAGAAGAUGAUCUUAAAAAUAAAGCAAAAAAAAAUAAAGUGCUUUUGAGUUUUCAGGAUGAAGAAGAUGAUGAGGAAAUUUGUAAAUUAUCUAAAUUUAAGAGUAGUCAUGACAUAGGAGAUGAUUUAAAGUUAUCAGAGCAGCCUGCGAUUGUAACAAGUGUUAAAAGAAAACACGACUUUCUUGAUGAAACUAAGGAGACCAAAACAGUUGCUAAAGAUGUAAAAAACAUUGAUAAUGAAACAAAAAAUCUAUCGCGUCCCUCUAUUGUUGAGAAAUUAGAAAAAAAAGAUUCUUAUUCUAAAAAGACAAAAAUAGAAGAAUUACAAGCACAAAUUCAUAUUUUAAAAGAUGAUAUUAAAGCAAUUGGAAAAAAAAAAAGUAAAUAUUCAGAUUCUUUGGAAUUUCAAAAAGAGAAAAUGCUUUCUUAUUUAGAAAAAGAGAGAGAACGUUAUCGAGUUUCAGAAAAAGCUAUUGUAGGAGGUAAAGGAAAGUCAAAAAAAGCGAGAGAGGAAGAAACACUUGCUAAACUUUCGUUAUUUCAAUCUAAAAUUUCUUCGAAAGAUUGUAUUGAAAUAGAAGAAAAAGAAGAAGAAGAGGAUGCAUGUGAAUUACAUGGCGUUCCCGGAUGCUUCUCGUGUUUCGAUCGUUUAGGAGAACAUAAUGAUUUACCUGAAGAAAAUAAUAGUGAUUGGUUUGCAAAGAGACUUGUUUUUGCUAAGGAUAAGCUUGGAAAAGAUCAUACAUUUAGCGCAAAUAAAGUAGACGAUUUUGAAAUAAUUGAUCCUAGAGAAAGAAAAGAAAGAGCUAUUUUUGAAGAAAAAAUGAAGAAAAAAAAUCAUGAAAUAUCUAAAAGUUUUAAGCCAAAUUACAAAAGUCGCAAUUAAAUUUAUAAAAUACAUAGAUUAUAUAUAUAUAUAUAUGUGA